AUGCCGCUGUCCUUCCCCUACAUCCUCUGGUCCCUUUUCCGUGCCAAAGUGUGGAAGCCAGCGCGAGAGCCGGCCCUCUGGACGGGAUCCAGGACGUUCACUCCCUUGCACAACACCGUCCGCCAUCUCGUCGUGUGCGAGCGGGAGACGACGGCCUUUCGCGAUGCCUGCCGCGAGAACAGGACGACCGUCACGGCUGGACUGCAGGUGUUGCUCGCCGGAGCCCUGUUCAGGCACAUCCCGGAGCAGUACACCCGGCUGGCCAGCGAGGGAGCCAUCUCUGCCCGGCGCUGGCUGACGGACGGCCGCAUCACAGAGGACUCGAUCGGCGUCUGGGUUGGCGUCUACUACGAACACUACAGCAGGGCCAGCCUGGUCAACGACGACGACGACGACGACGACGCAUUCGCAUUCCCCUGGGACGAGGCCAGACGGGCAAAGCAGACGAUCGACACAGCGCUCAGCCGCCGGGGCAGCAACAGUCCCGUCGGCCUGCUCAAGUAUGUCAGGGACUAUGUCGGGGAGAUCUUCCUGCCCAAGCUCGGCCAGGAGCGAGAGCUGAGCUUCGAAGUGUCCAACAUCGGCGUCUUCACAGCAGGUCAAGCAGACGAAGAACCCCGGAUCGAGAGGAUGGUCUUUACGCAGAGCGCCAAUGUCUUUGGAUGCGCCAUCUCGACCUCCGUCGUCACCGGCGCCGACGGCUGUCUCGUCCUGGGCUUCUCCUGGCAGCGGGGGGUCGUCGAGGACAGGCUGAUGGACGCCUUUCUAGCCUCAGUCAAGCAGGCCUUUGGCUCUUUCAACACCAGAAGAUAG
Messenger RNA from Trichophyton benhamiae CBS 112371, 813 nucleotides. RefSeq lists its product as uncharacterized. NCBI's taxonomy places the organism in Eukaryota, Fungi, Ascomycota, Eurotiomycetes, Onygenales, Arthrodermataceae. The record is from RefSeq and is a predicted model, not a curated record. The transcript has a single exon. Gene Ontology annotation, molecular function: N-acetyltransferase activity. The coding region runs from base 1 to 813 and encodes 270 amino acids.